AUGUCUGCCUCCAACAACGCCAGCAUCCUCAAGAAGCUCACCAACAACCUCGAUCCCAAGCUCAAGGAGGCGAAUCCCCAGACUUACAACGAAAGGCCCGCAGAAAAACAGAGCGAGACGGACGCAAAGCAUGAGCAGGCCUCCGAUCCUGAGCAGACCAGCGAGCCUCAGCAGACCAAAAAGUCCAGGGAGGCCAACCAGCCUAGGGAGACCAACACGCCUUGGCGGACCAACCAGCCUAGGCAGACCAACCAGCCCGAGCAGACUAAAACCGUGAACCUGGGCUCUGACGCACUGCACCAACAGGAUGACGAGAUUAGACAGUGCGAAACCAUGGAGCCCCAACAUGACAGCAACGAGAAGCAGCAACUCUCCCAGACCAUCAGCCCCAACACGACCAAACAGCAGGAAAAGACCGCCAGGCGGGCUGAGCGGAAGGAGAAGUGGGCUGCCAGGCGAACCGCAUUCAAGCGCAAGGCGAAGAAGUUCGGAAAUGCUCUGAUCCGGCCAGCCGUGAUCGUUGGCGGUCUCAUCAUCGCCCCGGUGUGGAUAGCGGCAGAGUUCGUGAUCGCCAUGGUCUACUUAGCGGUGGUGCUGGUGGUGCAAGUUCUGGAUCUCAUCUUCUGCUGUCCAUUUCGCGUUUACCUCUUCUGCAGCAAUUUUUAG
Diaporthe batatas is the source of this 666-nucleotide messenger RNA. RefSeq lists its product as uncharacterized. Lineage: Eukaryota; Fungi; Ascomycota; Sordariomycetes; Diaporthales; Diaporthaceae. The record is from RefSeq and is a predicted model, not a curated record. The transcript has a single exon. The coding region runs from base 1 to 666 and encodes 221 amino acids.